AACUCUCACAAAGCCGCAGUUUCCAGAUUGAACCGAAAAGUUUAUGUUGAGGUCUACCCAACUCUCUUGAUUUAUCCAAACGGUUCAAUGGUUACAUUAAGGUAUAAAGAGCCAAGAAGAAUUAUUCAGUUGCCGUUAGAUUUGUCAACAUUGUCAGAAAAGGAGAAAUUAGCCAGGCAAUCUAAAAGAAAACCUAAAUUAACAGUUAUGAGCGAAAAUGAAAUCUUGGACUCUUUCGAUGUAAACAAAUACAGUUAUUUAUGGAAAAAAUAA
Helobdella robusta is the source of this 273-nucleotide messenger RNA. RefSeq lists its product as hypothetical. Gene Ontology annotation, cellular component: mitochondrial large ribosomal subunit. NCBI's taxonomy places the organism in Eukaryota, Metazoa, Annelida, Clitellata, Rhynchobdellida, Glossiphoniidae. The annotation marks the transcript as partial. Gene Ontology annotation, molecular function: structural constituent of ribosome. Gene Ontology annotation, biological process: translation. The record is from RefSeq and is a predicted model, not a curated record. The transcript is spliced from 2 exons.